AAGAGUUCGGGCUAUAUAUUUGAAGUUAUGAAGCCUGAGAACAGGAAAACAUAUUCUGGCCGAGGGGUGACAGCUUCUCAACUAGUCCGAGGGAGACAGCAGGCAGUGAUUUUCUUACAGUUCGGCACAACAAGAAAAUGUACAGAUGACUGGAUCCUUCCCCAAGCACACAAUGAUCAGUGAAAUUGUGAUAGUGCGUCAUCCUGUCUCUGUGUGUGUACCUGUGAACCAUAAGGUGACUCUGAGCGUCCGUGCUCAGGGCACAGGCAUCCUCAACUACCAAUGGUUUAGAGAUGGUGGAAAAGAAGUACGUGGUGGCACUCAAGCUGAUCUGACCAUCAGAGCUCAACAAACUCAGCUCUAUGUGUGCCGAGUGAAUGACCAGCACUAUAAAUGUGUGUUCAGCUACUGGGUGAAGGUCAAGGUGUUGGACAUUGAUAAAUCAGGCUUGCCCAUAGACUGGCAAGGUGAGCCUCACAUUGCCACCAACCCCAAGCCGCAAAAGAUUCAACCAGGUACAAAACUUGCUCUACAAUGCGCUGCCUUUGGUAUCCCAGCUCCUUCCUACCAGUGGUACAGAAAUGGACAGCCACUGCUGGACAUAACAAGCUGCACACUGCAGAUUGAGCACGCGACAGCUGAACACAGUGGAACAUACCUGUGCUCGCUAUCUAACACACUAGGAGAGAGGUGGACUGAGCCCAUCGAUGUUGACAUUGUGCAGAGUGAUCAACCUCCUCCAGCAGCGCUCACAGCUACUGAUAAGGUCGCCUUACUUAUUGGCAACUUGAAUUACUCCAACCACCCGGCCUUGAUGGCACCCGUCAUGGAUGUUCAUGAGCUCGGCAACCUCCUGCGGCAGCUUGGCUUCAGAGUCGUUUCCUUGCUGGAUCUGACCAGGGAGGAGAUGCUUACUGCUAUUGAGAAGUUCAUUCAUCUCCUUGACAAAGGCGUUUACGGCCUUUUCUACUAUGCGGGCCAUGGUUAUGAGCAUGCGGGAAGGAAUUACUUGGUGUCCGUCGAUGCUCCGCAACCGUACGGAACUGAAAACUGUGUCUGUGUGCAGAGGAUCAUGCUCAGCAUGCAGGAAAGGCAGACUGCACUGAGUGUAAUCCUACUGGACACCUGUAGAAAAUGGUACAACCAGGGUUCCUUACUAUCUGCCAUCAAGCCACUGGCACCCAGCGGGAACACAGUUUACGGUUAUGCCACGUGCGAAGAUGCUGAAGCAUUCGAGGUCCAGGACGGGGGCAAGAGUACUGGGAUCUUUACAAAGUACUUGAACAAGCACAUCCUGCAAGCUGAGAAAGUCACGCAUGUUUUAGAGAAGGUUUCAGAGGAUCUGGGCAGAGAUCCUCUAAUCACAGGCAAACAGGCGGUGGAGAUCAAACACACAUUGAAGGAACCACGAUCCCUUGCAGAUCCAGUUCGAACCACCGGCCACACAAAAGAGCUUCACCUGCGAGACGCCUGCUGGAGACAAGCAAAUGAGCUUCCACGGAAGAAGCGGCUGAUGUUUCUUUGCGGAGUAGAAGUGGAAGUCAGCUUCUCAGCUUUGUACUCUAAUGUUCUCGUAGCUUUUGCCACUGUAAAGACCACAGGCCCCCAUACCCAGGACUGCGUGGUCACACUAAGCAGUAUACCUACGAUGGAAGACAUAUUUUCCAGGUCUGGCAGGUCAGAGGAGAUGGACUCACUACUACUUAUGAAUAAUGUUAACCCAGACUGUACUCUGAGGCUCUGUGCUCUUCAGAAGCUCAAGGAGUCGAUGGUCAUAAAGGUGGAUCUACACUAUACUCACAGAGACAGUAAACUGCGUCAGACAGAAAGCCAGCGGGUGGACAUAGGAAAGCCUCUCGUGGCUUCCUGCAAGCUGUACAGGAGGAAUCAUGGAGCAGCAGGCAGGACACGAGAAGGCGCUUUUGCUAAAAGCAUGGGCAACAUCACUAGCAGCAAUGCCCCGCUGCAUCAGACUGGGUCAUGCCGCCCUUUCACUAGAAAGGCGGUGUGUGCUGCUAAAAUUCCUGUUACGUGGAGCAAUGAACCUGAAGAGAAUGAUGAGAACGACUUCAGCUGUCCACAUUAAAACUUUCUGGUACUACUUUUGUAAAUACUGGUUGGAAAUCUCUUGUUUUGUUUACAGUUGCUGUAAACAUGUUUGUACUUGUCUAUGAAUGAUGAUGAUAAUUAAUGUAUAAGUGAGUAAGUGAUUGAGGUUUGUGUUUGUCUUACCAGCCUUCAGCUGUUAGAUUAGUAGGCACAAUAACACUGUAAGCUGAUUUUCAUCAUAAAUUAUAUGCUUAGAAAACAUUAAUUGUAUAUAACACUUUUGUUUUUUCCAUCAGUGGCAAGCUGGCUAGCCUAAAUUAUUAAAUGAAGACGAUACUGUCAGUAAUUUAUCUAAUAAAGAAUACUACAUUGAUCACUUUUUUAAAAAAACAAACAAGCAAUUUAUUAUAUCAAUAUGUUUUGCUGUUGAACUUUAAAAUCUACUUUUUUAAUUGUUUUGGGUUUUUUUUGUUUGUUUGUUUGUUUGUUUGUUUUUCUCAAGGAGCAUUUUCACAGUGAUGCU
Pelmatolapia mariae (spotted tilapia) is the source of this 2572-nucleotide messenger RNA. It is a transcript of the gene malt3, whose product is annotated as MALT paracaspase 3. The record is from RefSeq and is a predicted model, not a curated record. Gene Ontology annotation, biological process: proteolysis. NCBI's taxonomy places the organism in Eukaryota, Metazoa, Chordata, Actinopteri, Cichliformes, Cichlidae. The transcript has 15 exons. Bases 146 to 2086 code for a protein of 646 amino acids. Gene Ontology annotation, molecular function: cysteine-type endopeptidase activity.